Molecule: messenger RNA, 849 nt
Organism: Anopheles maculipalpis
Lineage: Eukaryota; Metazoa; Arthropoda; Insecta; Diptera; Culicidae
Product: forkhead box protein K2-like
Exons: 4
Coding region: 1-849 (282 amino acids)
Biological process (GO): regulation of transcription by RNA polymerase II
Molecular function (GO): RNA polymerase II cis-regulatory region sequence-specific DNA binding; protein binding; DNA-binding transcription factor activity, RNA polymerase II-specific
Source: RefSeq, a predicted model, not a curated record
AUGAACUGCGACUGCUUGUCAAUUUGCAAGACGUCCAACAUCAAUUUACGCUCAUUGGUAACCUCAUAUCAAGCCGUUUUCCAAGGCUUGAUCUCUCAACUAACUAGUGAGGAUUAUGUGAUGUUGUUGAAUGACAAGAUAACUAAAGUUGGUCGGACAGUGAGUAAAUCCAGGUUGAAUUCAUUUCCCGCUGGUACUAGUACACAUAUUUCACGCGAACACUUUAGUAUCAAGUACGAUUCGUAUGGGAAUUUUACUCUGAUGUGCCUGAGCAAGAAUGGUAUAAUAAUUGAUGAAAUUUUGUGCAAGAAACGUGACCUACCAUACAUACUACCGAAACAUUGCAUCAUACGCUUUCCAAGCACAGAAACUAUAAUUCAUUUCCGAAGUUUGAUAGACGAAACCUCCCUGCUCUCUGAGACCAAUAUGGGUAGGAUUUGUAACUCUCCUUCAAAUGAUAUUUCGGACAAUGGUACAGCAAACCACAAUUUAAAUGUUAUUUCUUCAGAUGAUGAUAUGAUGAAGCAGCCAAUAUGUACUGAGAGACCACCAUACAGCUAUUCUCAGCUCAUCGUACAAGCCAUCUGCGCAUCUCCGCAAAAAAAGUUGCCGCUUUGCCAAAUCUAUUCAUUUAUCAUGGAAAAGUAUCCAUACUAUCGCGUGUUUGCCAUUAAAUCAUGGCAAAACUCUAUACGACACAACUUGAGCAUGAAAGCAUACUUUGUCAAAACACGUCAACAAGAACCAAAAAUUGGCCAUUUGUGGAUGAUACGUCCAUCUUGCGAAGCACUGCUCGUGAGUAAACGAUUUCACAAACGAUACAGUACAUCAAAUCAGUUCGAUGAAUAA